Molecule: messenger RNA, 3273 nt
Organism: Drosophila eugracilis
Lineage: Eukaryota; Metazoa; Arthropoda; Insecta; Diptera; Drosophilidae
Gene: Nxf3
Product: nuclear RNA export factor 1
Exons: 1
Coding region: 1315-3171 (618 amino acids)
Biological process (GO): poly(A)+ mRNA export from nucleus
Cellular component (GO): nucleus
Molecular function (GO): RNA binding; protein binding
Source: RefSeq, a predicted model, not a curated record
GCAUACCGAUGCACCCACCCACCAACCAACACACACAAUCACACACAUGUGCCGUGCACUUUAUGCAGUUGCGCUUUCUAAAUCAAAUUUGGGUUAAACUGGCGGCUACGUUGACAAAGUUCAAGUCGAAUGUGGGCAGUAGUGUAUUACUUGGCCAAUACUUACCGUUGUCUUUCAAGUGGCCGUUUGCCAUAAUUGGCAAACAGCGCCAAUGUUAUUGUUACGGUAAUUAAUCGAGUCUCAAAACACACACACACACGAACUCUUAUUUUAAACAGCUGUGCGUGGUACGGCAAAAUAAAAAAAUAAGAAGAAGGAAAAAACUGGCUAUGCUAAUAUGGCAAGAAUCUCGCAUAAUAUGCAAAACAUUAUAUAAAUCCAAUUUACUUCCUGCCCAGCAAGCGAAAGUCAAUCAAGCGAUACGCAAAACACUUUAAAUAUAACAAUUACCGAACUGGAGACGAGGAUCAAAAAUCGAUUGCGUGAUUUAAUGCGUGCCAAAUGUUGUCAUGCUGAGCUCUUUUUAAUGAUUUUUCGAAUAGUAAUAACUGAUUUUGGGUAUUUCAAAAGUUUAUGGUCAACACUGUUGAAUAUUUGGGCAAUUAUGAAUCAAAUUAAUAGUUUCUCAAAUUGAGGAUUCAUAUUAAAUUGGUUACACCAAUACACACAGUUAUAAGUUACAAACCCAACGAAUUAAAUAUUAUUUCGUUAUCGAAGAAAAGGUCGAAUCAAAUUUGUGACUUUAACUUAUAGCACUUGACUCACAUAUUGUUUAUAUCUGGGUUUAGCGCAUUGCCUCGAUCGCUAUCUUUGUUUUAUUAAUAAAUGCAUGUCAGUUAGAGUUCUUAGAUACACUUUUAAAGAAAGUAACGGUUUCUUUUUAAAAAGGAGACUAGCUUAAAUAUCUAGAAUUAGGUAAACACAAAUAGUUGUAAGAGGUUGUAGGUUUUAUUGAGUUCAAUGUUUUCAACUGAUGAAGUCCCAAGGAAUAUUUUUUUAAAUCAUUAAAUUAGAAGAGUCAUACAAAUUAUAAUUUUAACUGGAACUACUAAGAAUAGACUAGAAUAUAUAUUUGUUUAUAGAUUAUGUGUUUGCAUAAUGACAGCUGUUAUUAUAACGGUGCAAAUGAAAUGUGGACUGCUGAAGACGUGUGCUUUUACAUUUCUUUCGAUCAGUGUUGCAAUUCACUUAUGGUAAGGCAUCCUACAGUCACUUACCAACACCGAGAAAACUGUAAAUUUUAGAAGACGCAUGCAAAUUUGUGCAGCUGAGUUUAUUUUUGUACAAGAAUUUUAAUAACUAAAUAAAACUGCAAUGCGAGUCCUAGCCUGUUCCCAAUGCUGUGCCGAGGACAACCGUGGACAACUUACCGUAACCUUCAAGGCGCAUGCAAAUACGCAAUCCCAUUUGAUUGACUUGCGGAAGAACCUAAAUGACAAAAAAUUACUACGCGAGUAUGUACAAAAGGUGCUCGGAGAUGAAAAAUAUAUGAGCUCCAUCCUGAACACAAUCUCGUCCAACGAAAAGGAAGAACACCGCUUGGCCACCGUUACCGGCUGGUCCACGGUAAACAUCGCCAGCUGCGCCGGCAUUUCGAAUGCAUCCAUCUAUGCGGCUCUCCAGUGGGUGAUGAUGCCCCUCAAGGUAGAGAUAUUUAACUUCAAGCGCAGUGGACCUGAGGACAAAAUGGCACGUGGUCAGUUCCUGGUGGACAACCUACUGAGCGCCAAUCGUCUGAAACGACUCCAGGGGGAAGUAGCCAUUCUUUACACGUGCCAAAAGUUUGAAUUGCGUGUUACGCCGGGUCUACCAAAAUCUGUGAUUAACGCCUCGAUAACCGAGGACUUUACUAUAGCUUUGGAAGCGGCAAUCAAAAAACGCUAUAAUCUGGCCACGCGUACCCUAGAUCUCUCCAGAUUCCAUGCCGUCCCAGAGCUGGCUCUGCAUUUCUGUCCACUGCAUGUGACCAAGCUACUCGAGAACGUUCUCGUUAUUUCCAACCAGAUUUUUCCGCAGAUGGCCGGCAUUGUGCUGAGCAAUAACUAUUUGUGUACCUUGAAAGCCUUUGCCGGGGUUUCCAGAAAUUUUGCCAACCUCGACCGCUUGGAUGUAAGCGCAAAUAAGAUCAACGAUUUGGAAGAACUCAAUUACCUGAAAAAUCUGAAUUUCAAGACCCUGUUCCUUGCAGGAACCGGGUUGGCCAAGAAAAAUGUGGUCGACAUUCAGAAGGUGCUACCUCAGUUGCAGAACGUUCAUGGUUGCCUACCGUUCGAGGAACAUUUUAUUGUUGUUGAUAAUCUCCCAAAGUAUCAACGGCUACAGAGCGGUAAAAAUAAAGGCUUGCAGUUUUGCCAACGAUUCAUUACUUCGUAUUACAAUUUGUUUGAUGAUCUCGCCCAGCGAGAGCAACUUAGCAAGUACUACUACGAAUGGGCCAUGUUCUCGCUCAGCGUGCCCGUGGAACUCGAUAAUGUGAACGCCUACAAGCUGUACAAUAGAAAUAAGAAAAGCCAUCAAUCCUCCUUUGCCCACAAUGCUAAAUUACAGCUAGGCAACGCUGCAUUGCUUCUCGCCAUUAGCCGCUUACCUUUAAUGUGUACCGACUAUCAGAACGCCGGUCUGGAUAUCGAAGCGUUCACCUCAAACUUAUGCAUCUUUACUUUGACGGGAUUCUUUAAGGAGAUCACUUCCGAUGGUUGGGAACCGAGACACUUCCAGCGCACUUUUGUAAUGCGCCUACUGAACAGACCUGGCUGGCUUAUAACUAACGACAUGCUGUGCAUAAUGUCGGCUAAUUCAAGCCAGAAACAGCUUGUUAAAUGUAACCCGGAAGUCAAAAAGAUAAAUACCGUUUCGUCGUCAAACCAGCCAUCCCUAGUUGAUAUCAAAACAAAAGAAAAAAAGAAAAACAAAAAUCUUUGCGAGGCAACAACUAAUGAGCUGGCCCCUUUGAACCAGGCAAUAGAAAAUAUGAACCUAUCAACUUCUAAUGUAGUUCUUUCUAGUGAGAACUUUAAUGAUAUGCCACCACUGGUUGCUAUAGGUCCAUUAAUUACUAACCCACCCAGUUCUUUGGGAAAGGAGAUCGCAGACACUUUGACAUUGUCUGAAGAAGAUGACUUUGAUCUAGUCAUUGAUGAAGAUGUCUUUCUAGGAGGCGAUGAUUUUUAAUAAUUACAUUUAAAACACCAUAACUGAAUAGUUUUAAGAAACCAAAUACGUAUAGAAUAAGGAAAUAAAGUUCCUUAAUGUAAAAGGAAUCCAAAAAUCUAA